UUGAAAUACCUCCUUCCACACAAUGCUUCUCAGUUUCGAGACCUCAACGCACAACUGCUUGCUUUCAGAAUAGCAUGUGCAUAAUGACAUUACAUGGUCGUGUUAACAGAGAAAGAAGAAUUGCUUCAACUUAACCAAACAAACCCAUUAAAUGAAUGAUAGACGUCGCGCCUUUGUGGCCCGAUCAGCUGCGCGCCACCCAAACAUCCUGCCACUCGGCUUUUGGCGCUUGCCACGCUCCUUCCCUCUAAUCCUAUUAAGACACAACAGCAAUCAUUGAUGUAAUCAUGAGAACGGCGCAGGUUCAGAUUGGACUACCAUCCAGGCAGCAAACAGCAGCCGAGCCGCGUCUUUCUUCACUUAUCGGCGCAAAAAACGCAGACGGAGACAUCGGCGCAGAAGCGGACAGAAGCUGCAGAAGAGGAAGAAGCGUUUGAUGUAUAGGGCGACGGAGGAGGAAGAGGAGAUAGGAGUUAACCCACUCAGGAGAUUAGUGUCCACAUGUCACUGCAGCAGACACACCGUGUGGCUUUUUGAAGCUCCGUCUCUGGAGGAGGCUUGGGUCAUUACGCGCGGCCGUUAACUUCUUCUCCCUUCGUGCCUCACUCGUGUGGCUGCCUCUCCGGUGACUUGUCACAGUGGAUGGUGAGACAGCAGUCCUCCGAGCAGUGCCUCAGGGCUGCAACCAAAAUGCCAGGCGAUGGAUUCACCAUCAAAAGUCGCAUUAGGAACUUGCUGCGUUCUCCGUCGACCAAGAUCAAGAAGAACAGUAAAGAGAAUCUCACCACCAAGGUGACGUUGGACAAAGUGCUGGGAAUCACCGCUACAGGAAACAGCGGACUGGCCUGUGACCCCCGAUCUGGACUCGUGGCCUAUCCUGCAGGGUGCGUGGUGGUCUUGCUGAACCCGAGAAAGAGCAAGCAGCACCACAUUAUCAACACCUCGAGAAAAACCAUCACGGCUCUGUCCUUUUCCCCCGAUGGCAAGUACUUGGUGACAGGAGAGAGCGGUCACCUACCGGCAGUGAGACUAUGGGACGUGGCAGAACGAAGGCAGGUGGCAGAGCUACAGAAGCACAAAUACAGCGUCUCCUGCGUGGCCUUCUCCCCCAACAGCAAAUACAUAGUCAGCGUGGGAAACCAGCAUGACAUGAUGGUUAACGUCUGGGCGUGGAAGAAAGAUGUGGUAGUGGCUGCAAACAAGGUGUCCAGUAAGGUGACAGGUGUGUCUUUCUCUGAGGACAGCUCCUACUUUGUAACUGUCGGGAACAGGCACGUCAAGUUCUGGUACCUGGACCUCUGCAAGGCAAACAAGGCCCGUGCUCCUGUGCCUCUGCUGGGCCGCUCUGGGCUGCUGGGAGAGCUACGAAACAACUUCUUCUGUGAUGUGGUCUGUGGGCAGGGGUCUAAAUCCGACUCCACCUUCUGCGUUACCUCCUCCGGCCUGCUGUGCGAGUUUAACAGCAAGAGGAUGCUGGACAAAUGGGUGGACCUGCGGACCGGCGUGGCUCAGUCCCUGUCCCUGUCUGAGGAUACGAUCUUCUGUGGCUGCGCCGAUGGAACGGUGCGAGUCUUCAGCCCGGCUGACCUGCACUUCGUCUGCACACUGCCGCGGCCGCACCCCCUCGGCUCUGACGUCUCCGCCGUCACCGAGGCCAGCCAUCUAUUUAACACCAAGGCGGACGCCCGUUACCCAGACGCCAUUGCUGUUACAUAUGACCCCGUCAGUCGCUGGCUCAGCUGCGUCUAUAAUGACCACAGUCUGUUUGUGUGGGAUGUGAGAGACCUACAAAGGGUGGGGAAGGUGCACUCUGCCCUCUUCCAUGCUUCCUGUGUCUGGGACCUGGAGAUGUUUCCAGACAUUCCUGGAGGAUCGGUUGCUGGCCUGUCGUCAGGCGCCUUCCUCACUUGUUCAGCCGAUAACACAAUAAGAAUGUGGCGCACAGAGGACUGGACGCAAACUCGUGUUCAUUCCCAGAAUAUUCUCAGCAGCGAUCUCUUGAAUACGGUCUACAUAGAUGGAAGCACAAGUGCACUGCUGGAUCCAGAGUCUAUAACAAAUGUGAAUGCAGACAAGUCAGGGGAUGGACAGACAGCGGAAAACAGGACAGGCAUCAGGACCAUCUGUGUCAGUCCAGAUGGCAGACACCUUGCAUCUGGGGACCGCAACGGGAUGCUGAGGGUUUAUGACCUCAGCAGUAGGGAGGAGAUUCUGAAGGUGGACGCUCACGAUGCUGAGAUCCUCUGCCUUGAAUACAGUAAACCAGAAACAGGCCUGAAGCUGCUGGCUACAGCUAGCAGGGACCGCCUGAUCCACGUCUUGGAUGCGGACGAUGACUACAGCCUGGUGCAGACGCUCGACGUGCACUCUUCAUCCAUAACAGCCGUACGCUUUGCUGCUAAUGACAACAAAGUGAGGAUGAUCAGCUGUGGGGCGGACAAGAGCAUCUAUUUCCACACAGCGCAUAAGACCGACAGAGGAGCAGAGUUCAGGCGUUCUCACCACACAGCGAGGAAGACCACGCUUUAUGACAUGUGCGUAGACGCCACCUCCAAGUAUGCCGCCGUUGGCUGUCAGGACCGCAGCGUCAGGAUUUUCAACAUCAGCAGUGGCAAACAGAAAAGGUUCUACAAAGGAUCAUUGAGUGAAGACGGCAGUCUGCUCAGGGUUCAGAUCGAUCCUUCGGGUCAAUAUGUGGCCACCAGCUGCUCCAGUAAAAACAUCAGCAUCUUCGACUUCUACACUGGGGAGUGUGUCGCAACGAUGUUUGGACAUUCUGAAAUCGUCACUGGGAUGAAGUUUACCAACGACUGCAAGCAUUUGAUUUCUGUAUCAGGGGACAGCUGUAUCUUUGUGUGGCGACUGGCUCCAGAGCUGACAAUCACUAUGCGAGAGCGGCUCUGGCAACUCCGACAGAACCCAAACACACCACCUCGCAGGACCCCCAGUCUCAGGCGGGAGGUGCAUAGCGCUCCUGCUCUCGGCGGUCUGUCCUCUGACAGUGACCGCGAGGAAGAGGAGGAAGAUCAGGAGGAGGACAGAGUGGAGAGUGAGGAGACCAAUGACCCAGAAGGAAGCAUGACCAAUACUUCUUCUGACAGCAGUCAAGGAGAGGAGGACACAGGAGGCUCAGACGAAGGGCAGGACUGGGAUCUGAAAAAGCUUGGCGUAGUCAACCAGGUCAUUCCCGACCCCUCUAAACGCCCCCGGAGGCGCUGGUCUCACCGUAUGGGCUCGCUGGAGCUCAUGGUUAAAUCCAUGUUGGACCUGAGGCAACUGGAGACCUUUUCUAAUAAGAAAAACCCCAACGGCCCCUCUCACGACAGAGAGAGAUGGAGCACGUCCAACCUCCAAGAGCCCACGCAGUUGGACGAGAGAUCCAGGGGGCAUCAGGCCCUGUCGCACGCUGACUGGACGUCCUCCCACUCGUCCAAGGGCAUCAAGGGGGCUGAUGGAGCUGUGCUGUUCCCUGAGGAAAACGAGGACGAAGCCAGUCAACAGAGCAGUGAUUACAUGGUGAAGGAGCAGCACUGCAGGAAGCAAGGUCGAGGGAUCCGCAGUGGGAGCCAGGACAGCCGCAGCCCAGACAGUGCUUGUUCUCUGGGCUAUGACAGCAUGGAGUCCAGCCUGGAUGGCGUCCUGGAUGAUUCUGCGGAUGCGAGUCAGGCCAGCUCUGAUGCAGAGAGUGAGGGGAAGGAGGACCAAGCGGCGGUGAUGACGAGUAUGGAUGAGGCUCUGAGGACAGUGUCUGCUGAUCACAGUGAAGAGGAUUUCCUCAAGCAGAACUUUGAGAUGCUGGCAGAGAGCUGCAGCACAGGUGAACAGAGCAGAGUCCCCCGGCUCAGUAUGUCUUCACGCUUCCUGGCCAGAGGACAUAAUAAUAACAGAGCGGUGCCUUUGUUUGCCAAAGUGAAUGGAAAGGAACAAAGCAGCCGUUCUCCAAGGCCUCCGGUGUCAAAAGUACGGCCCUUGAUGGAAGACACUGAGAGCGGAAACACAGAAGAUAAGACUCCCGAGUCUCUCGGCAGGGCAGAGGGUCCAAGGCCUUCCGAUAGAGACUGCCCUCUUAUGCUACGACCCCUGAAGAAGAAGGCUGCCAGCCCCCACCUCUGGAGGAUGCCCAACACUCCACCCAAAGCUCCAAUGCUGCUGGACGCAACACUGUGCUUGCAGAAAUCACACUCGGCCCAUAAUCUGGCCACGGACUCUCUUUACUCCCCUGCGCCCUCUAGUGACCGAAGGGAGUUGCGCAAGAGACCUCAGGAGCUCUUCCUGGAUCAUGACACUCCCAAACCUUCCUUGCAUAUUUCUUCACCUUCCACCCCGUCCCCACAGUCUCCCCUGCCAUGGGACAGCCCCAAACUGAAGCAUGUUCACUACAUGAACCCCACUGCCAGCUCCAUGGCCAAAAUGUGCCGCUCCUCCUCUCUGGGAGAUGUUAUCCAUCUGGGCUCUCCUCCGUCCUCCCCCCGCCUCCCUAAGGGCAGGAUGUCAUCUGAGGAGCUGGAGGUCGAGCCCCCCCUGCUCGCCUCAUCUCCUGUAACCAUUUUCCCGUCAUCUGCCUCCUUACCAUUGUCAUCAAGCAGUCCCCUCCCAACACCCACUCAUCCUACAGCUACGGUUUCACCAGCUCCCUUUACCCAGAAUGCCCCGCCCUCUCGCAUCCCGCUUCCUAAGCAGCCUCUGAGCCCCCGACGCAGCCUCUGCCUGGAGGUGAAGCCGAGCUUGAGUCUGUCUGCAGGCGCGUCGAGGGCUUCUACUCCUACAACAGACGCUGCGUGUGAUGUUACACCUGCUCCGGGAAUCAAACAAGCUCGAGCCAGGCCUAUGUCUCUAAGUUUAGACUCUUCUCUGCCCGUGAAGCAGAAAAGGGAUUCGGUUUCUGAGAGUGCCAAGGAGCCAGGUCAGGUGGCGUUGGCUAAAGGGUGCCCUCUGGUGCCUGAACAGACAGCGAGCCUCCACCCAGAUCACGCAAUCACCUUGGAAACUUGCAGACAGGCCAUCACAGACCUUCACAGCAGUCUGAGGAAAACAGUCCUCCUUUAUACUACGGUGUUGCAGGGCGGCCAGCAGCCAGGUGAAGAGCAGCGGGAGAUGAGGAGCAUCCUGUCCGACGCCCUGCUCUCGGUGAAGGCCGAGCUGGACACGCUGCCUCCCCCGGCCCCGCGAUGCGAAGGGCCCCAAGGGGACCAAGGGGGCGUAGGUGAGGGAGAUAAGGCCCUGGCUCUGCUGGAGCAGUACGCCGAGCUGCUGCUGAAGUCUGUGGAGAGGAGACUAGAUACCAAGACCUGAACACGUGGACCAGUGUUUGAUAGGCCCGCAUAUCAUAUGCUAGGAUCAGGUAGUCACAGCAGCACUGUGGAUUGCACACUUAUUAUUUGCACAGAAGUCUUUUGGAACUUUAUUCGUAGAAUGAAAGCAGAUGAUAUGUCAGUAUGUUUAUGUAAGAUGAGUAAAUGAACGUUGAGUACUAUGCAUUGAUAAAAAAAAAAGAACUAGUGUACAAAAAUAGGUUGCCUUAUUUUCAAGUUGCCAUGGCUCUUGUGUUUCUAAAAAUCAAAUGGUGUAAUGAAUCACAAAAUGUUUCAAACACUACAGGGGCAAACAUGAUGUAGUGUCUUAAUGGUUUUUCUCAUUUCUCACUUCAUGCUCCUGGGCAUGUAAACGUUCUCAGUUGCUACGGUUUAAUUAGUUGAUUUCAUUAGGAUAAUACAUAUUUUCUGGUUAACGUUCCCAUUCUGGCCAAUUUAUAGCAAACAAUGAUGGCUGAGGAAGGUACUUCAAAAGGUUCAUCCUUUAGGGAACAAAUGGGAAAAAAUUCCAAUUAUGCAUAUUUGGUUUUGUGAAUUUUCUGUACAGCUGAAAUCCAUGAUCUAAAUUAACUCUUAUUUGAAAAUGUUUGGAAACAAUAAAUACAUAUAUGCUGGGAACCAUGAAUAUUCUUACCAGUUUGAUAAGACUUCUCUAAACAAAAGAUAGAAGAAAUGGGGGGGAAGAGCACGUUCAAGUAGAAGGCUGCAGGAAGGGAAGCUCAGAUUCGAGAACAAGAUACAGAGGUAUGAGGUUACAGAUGACGUGUCAGCUGAACGACCUAGAAAUAUGCUAGUCACUGAUGUAUUCAGGCUUCCUCUGCCAUCAGUGCAAUUCAUAUUUUUGUUCAGACUUUGCUGUAAAUGGAGCUGUAAAUGGAGGUGUAUGAUAGUUAUUUGUGCUGAUUUUUAUGUUCUGUUGAAUUUUUCUAUUUCUCUGAAAGAGAUUUCAUUUGCUUCUUUGUACAGUUUCAAGCUGUUGCACUGUUAAAAAAUAAACAGUUCAAACGCUG
This is a messenger RNA of Mugil cephalus (flathead mullet), 6322 nucleotides long. RefSeq names its product mitogen-activated protein kinase-binding protein 1-like. The record is from RefSeq and is a predicted model, not a curated record. Lineage: Eukaryota; Metazoa; Chordata; Actinopteri; Mugiliformes; Mugilidae. Bases 643 to 5292 code for a protein of 1549 amino acids. The transcript has 33 exons. Gene Ontology annotation, molecular function: protein binding.